Molecule: messenger RNA, 1635 nt
Organism: Aspergillus ruber CBS 135680
Lineage: Eukaryota; Fungi; Ascomycota; Eurotiomycetes; Eurotiales; Aspergillaceae
Product: WD40 repeat domain-containing protein
Exons: 3
Coding region: 1-1635 (544 amino acids)
Cellular component (GO): Set1C/COMPASS complex
Molecular function (GO): histone binding
Source: RefSeq, a predicted model, not a curated record
AUGGACAACUCCUCUAAACGCCGCCGACUGGAUCCCCCCAGAAACAACACUCGUAAUGCCCCUAUCGUCCAGUCUCCCGCUGAAUCCUCCUCCGACGAACUCGCCGCAGGCUCCGAUCACGACGAGGCACGCCGGCGUACCAGCUGGUCCAUCCAAAAGGCCUAUCCGCCAAAGCGCCCGUAUCCGAGGUCGCGCAGCUUCUCCGGCUCAGAAAGCCCGGACGAGUUGGCUGUGGACGCGGAGGAGUACUGGCGGUCGUCGCGCAGGAAUCGCGGCCAUCGCAGUCCCAGCCCGGUACAAGACUCGGACAUGAUGUCGGAGCGGUAUGAGGAUGAGGAGAUGGAUGAGGAAGCGGAGGACACUGAUCAGCAGGAUGAGCAGGAGGACGAGGCCGGAGAUGCGGAAGAUGAAGGCGACGACGGGGAAUAUUCAGAUCGUUCUCCUACACCUGUGCCUCCACCACCUCCUCCGCCUCCGCCUAAGCCGGAUAGGCUAAAUUAUAAAGAGAAGUAUUUGCUUCGGGGUCAUUUGCGGGGGAUUGCUGCUGUGCGCUUUUCUCCGGACGCGUCCAUGAUUGCUAGUGGUGGAGCCGACGGCGCAAUCAAAAUCUGGGAUACAUUAUCAGGCAAGCUUGUUCAUACAUUCGAGGGCCAUCUGGCAGGUGUGUCGACCAUUGCGUGGAGUCCCGAUGGGGCAACCAUCGCAUCUGGUUCGGACGAUAAGACCAUCCGCCUGUGGAAUGUAUCAACAGGCAAGGCGCAUCCCAUCCCCUUCAUCGGCCAUCACAACUACGUCUACCAAAUCGCCUUCUCCCCCAAAGGCAACAUGCUCGUCAGCGGCUCCUACGACGAAGCCGUAUAUCUUUGGGAUGUUCGCUCCGCCCGAGUCAUGAAAUCCCUCCCCGCACACUCCGACCCUGUUGGCGGUAUCGAUGUCGUCUGGGACGGAACCCUAAUCGCCUCCUGCGCAACGGACGGAUUAAUCCGAAUCUGGGAUACGGCCACGGGGCAAUGUCUCCGCACACUCGUCCACGAGGACAAUCCUCCUGUCACAUCAGUCAAGUUCUCGCCGAAUGGCAAGUUCGUGCUAGCGUGGACGCUGGACGAUUGCGUGCGGUUGUGGAAUUAUGUCGAGGGAAGGUGUAUCAAGACAUACCAGGGACACGCAAAUCGAAAAUACAGUAUUAGUGGUGGAUUUGGGAAAUACGGGUAUGCAGGCAUCCCACCAGAUGCAUUUGCGGUCAGUGGGAGUGAAGACGGGUCGAUACUGUGCUGGGACGUGGUGAGCAAGGAGGUCCUCCAGCGGAUCGAGGGGCAUAACGAUGUGGUCCUUGGUGUGGACACGUGCGUGAUCAAGAAUAAACGACUUCUGGUUAGUUGUGGGUUGGACCGGACGGUUCGCGUCUGGGAGGAGAUCGAAAGGUCUCCUGAGGAGGACCAAAACGAUGAACAAUCAGCUGAGGCAGAGUCCGAGUCCAAAGAUAGAGACACAGACAUGACAGACACCGUUGAAAACGCAGCGUUGCAACCAAAUGGCAUCCACCCUCCGAAUGGCGAUUUCAACACACCAAACGGCGACCUCCCAAACGGUGGCACACAAACUGGAGACGGUGACGGCGACGUGAUGAUGGAAUGA